AUGGGAAACCUGCGAUUACAGACGGAUUUUGGAGAUGAUGCGGAGACGACCGAGCCUGUUUCUGGAGAUGAGGAUAAUCGAUUCGAUUCCGAUGAGGAUGUAGAAGGAAAGGCAGGGCAAGCUGGGGAUGGUCCGAAAUACACGCCGGAAGAAGAGAAAGAAGUUGUUUCGGUAUUUGAUCGACGUCUGGUCCCAUUCUUGGCCCUACUUUAUUUGCUGGCUUUCCUGGACCGUUCAAAUAUCGGAAACGCUAAAAUUGCCGGCCUACAAGAGGAUUUGAACCUCUCAUCUUCGCAAUAUGAAUGGUUACUUACCGCAUUCUACAUUACUUACAUCCUCUUCGAAUGGAUGACCCUCAUGUACCGCCUGGUACCACCACAUAUCUAUAUCUCCGUCUGUGUUUGUGGGUGGGGCCUCGUGGCUUCAUUUCAAUGUCUCGCUACAUCAUUUUGGGGACUUGUCGUCCUCCGUGCUCUGCUCGGAAUUACGGAAGCGGCCUUUGGCCCUGGUGUUCCGUUCUACCUAUCACUUUUCUACAAGCGUGAUGAACUUGCAUUUAGAAAUGGGCUUUUUAUUUCAGCGGCUCCUCUGGCAACCUCUUUUGCGAGUACCUUGGCUUGGAUCAUCGUUAAGAUCAGCAGCAAUGGUGCCAUUUCUCCCUGGCGUAUCCUCUUCUUGGUUGAGGGCUUCCCCAGUAUUAUCGCUGCUGUUUUUGCUUGGAUACUCAUACCCGACUCUCCAGGUCGAGCUCGCUUCCUGACCCGCCGACAGCGAGUCAUUGCUCGACUUCGUCUCGAGGGGAAAAAGGCCGAGCCCCAGCAUUCACAGGAGCAGCACCGGUUUAACUGGGGGGGAGAUCAAGAAAACACUUACCGACCCCAAGGCUUACAUGGCUGCUGUGAGUUACUAUUUCGUGCAUGCUUUCCACAAAGCCGAAACUAA
Molecule: messenger RNA, 942 nt
Organism: Penicillium cosmopolitanum
Lineage: Eukaryota; Fungi; Ascomycota; Eurotiomycetes; Eurotiales; Aspergillaceae
Exons: 2
Coding region: 1-942 (313 amino acids)
Biological process (GO): transmembrane transport
Cellular component (GO): membrane
Molecular function (GO): transmembrane transporter activity
Source: RefSeq, a predicted model, not a curated record